This is a messenger RNA of Anopheles moucheti, 1590 nucleotides long. RefSeq names its product pickpocket protein 28-like. Gene Ontology annotation, molecular function: ligand-gated sodium channel activity. Gene Ontology annotation, cellular component: membrane. The coding region runs from base 1 to 1590 and encodes 529 amino acids. Lineage: Eukaryota; Metazoa; Arthropoda; Insecta; Diptera; Culicidae. The record is from RefSeq and is a predicted model, not a curated record. The transcript is spliced from 5 exons. Gene Ontology annotation, biological process: sodium ion transmembrane transport.
AUGUCAAUUCGGGCAAAGGUAAUGUCUGCCAAAGUUGGCGCAUUGUUUGAAGAAUACUGUUCCGAAAGUUCGGUCCAUGGUGUGCGGUUUUUUGUUGGCAACCAGAGAAGUGCCUGUGUUAAACUAACUUGGUUGGGUGUGUUCAUUCUCUCGCUCGUCGGAUGUGGCGUAAUGAUACAGCAAGCGUACAAUAAAUGGGACCGCACACCGGUCAUCGUGACGCUCUCGGAAGUGCCAACGCCCGUGUGGGACAUGACCUUUCCCGCCGUUACAAUCUGCCCGGAGAUAAAGGUGCUGAACACACAGUACAACUAUACGCGUGAAUUUGAAACCCUGCAAAGCGAGUGGUACCGAAACAAAGGCAAGCAGAACAGGACGUAUACGGUAACCGAGGAAAGUAUCGGAAAGAUGAAAGCCAUCAUCCAUCACUGUUCGGGCAUUUACAAGAACGAGAAGAACUUCAUAUUUAACUUCAACCACGUGCCCGAACCGCAGCUGGUGGACUUUCUGAAGAAUGUUUCGCUCGGCCGCCGGAGCGUGUUCACCAUGUGCAGUUCGACCAGCGAUGCCCGAUGCACUAGCUACAUGCAGGUGACAGUCACGAACGAAGGCAUUUGCUACUCCUUCAACAUGAUCUCGCAGCAGCAAAUGUUUCACCCGGAGGUCCUGCACAACGAGUACAAAUAUUUGGACCGAUGGGAGGACGAAGCGUUGGGUGGUGAAGGCCCAGCCGAACCACUUCUAAAAGUGGCCGGUUCCGGCCUGGAUGCUGCCAUUGGCUUCAACCUAAUCCAUUAUCCGCUCAAAAUUGAUACCUCUUGUGUGCGUGGCCGUGGCUACAAAGUCCUCAUCCACGAGCCGACCGUGUAUCCCGAUCUGUCCAAGCGCAACAUACGACUGUCGGUUUCGCAAACGCUUACCGUCGUGCUGAAGCCCAACAUUAUGAUGACCGCACCGGAGCUGUCGAGGUACAGCGCCCAGAAGCGCCAGUGUUACUUCGCACACGAGCAUCCGUUGCAAUUCUUUCGCCAUUACAACCAGGACAACUGCGAGCUGGAGUGCUUAACGAAUUACACACUGCGGCGGUGUGGUUGCGUCCAUUUCUCCAUGCCACACGCAAACGGAACGCGCGUGUGCAAGUUGGAGGAAGCGCACUGCCCGGCCGAUGCACGCGGCGUGCUCUUUAUACGCAAACAGCAUCGCAACGGUACGGAAGAUUACUUGCAGCAGUGCGACUGCCUGCCGGCCUGUUCCUCCGUACGGUACGAUCUGCAGAUUACGCAGGAUUCCCACACGGAGGAGCGGGAAGUGCGUACCUCCAUCGAGACGGAGGUGGAACUGCAGGCAAGGCUUCAACUCCCAGUGUACUCAGUGCUUCAGGUGUACUAUCAAGACACUCACUUCAUACCGGCACAACGGUCCGAGCUGCACGGACUAGUAGACUUCUUGGCAAACUGUGGUGGUCUGUUGGGGCUGUUUAUCGGCGUCAGCUUGCUGAGCAUAGUGGAAGCAAUCUACUACAUUGUAGUGCGUCCAAUAUCGUUUCGAAAGCGUAAAACAGACAACGGGGAAGGCAACGAAAUUUGCUGA